AUGAGUGACAGUCCCGUCCAAGGCCGCGUGUUCGCCCGCCGCGCCGCGUUCAGUGCACUCGCGAACGACCUCGCCGACCAGACGGCCGAGGCGCAGACGAUGUUGAUGGAGAAGGCGACCGAAGUGUUUACGACGCAUCACUCGGCGCUCGUGAAAGUGCCGCAGAGCGUGCGUGGGAAGGAGCUCGUGGACAUGUUGGAGAAGUGGCUCAAGCCCGUGGACGUGGAGACGGAGAAGGAAGAAGCUGUGGAGCCAGAGGCGCCUAAGGCUGAGGGGGAGGUGCUCCAGGGUCAAGCAGAAGCUGCGAAGAGUGAAGAGGAAGCUGGCAAGGCCAAGGAGGAGGAGGCUGUUGCUGCUGUGAAGGUGGAGGAGGCUGUUGCUGCUACGGCGGAAGAGGCUGUUGCUGGUGAGAAGAAGGAGGCUGUUGACGAGGUGGAGGGUGCGAAGAAUGAGACGGCAUUGGAAGCGCCGCUGCAGUCCCGUGUGCGUGCCAAGGAGAUUGCUGAAGCCCUGGUCCUCAUUGGCUUCAUCACGCCGUACAAGGACCGCGUGAAGAACUACUUGGCCGAGACGAUCAAAGAGUACGUGACGGACAACGAGCUGUUCGUGCCGCUGUCGGCGACGAUCACUGAGUCGAAGGACACGACGGUGUGGAGUGUCGUGGAUGGCGCGGUCUUUGCGUCCCAGCUGAAGCGCAAGGCUGGUGUGUUUUCGGCCUUUACGCAGGGCAAAGACGUGUACGUCGUGGCCAACGAAAAGACGAACAAGAUCUACAUUUUCGAGUCGGACGUGGCGCGUGUCGCCAUUGCUGAGUACGCUGCCGCUGACGGUUUCGUCCAGUUUGACAACACGCACUUCCAGUUCGGUGUGAAACUGGUGUAUGGCGACAAGUUCGAGCUGCUCAAUUUGGUGACAAAGGAAGGCCAGGACGCUUUCUUGAACUCGCUGCUGAACGUGGGUGUGCAGUAUCGCGAGGUGUACAACUUGGCCGUUGAAGAAGCCACGUCGUUCUACGAGCUGAGGGAUUUCGAUAUGGACAAGAAAGAAGUGAGCAUGGAGGAGUACAAGGGCAAGGUGAUCCUGGUCGUGAAUGUGUCGAGCAAGUGCGGUCUGACCCCUACGAACUACCCGGAGCUGCAGCAGUUGUACGAGAAGUAUCAGGAGGAAGGACUCGUGGUGCUGGGGUUCCCGUGCAACCAGUUCAAGAGUCAGGAGCCUGGCACGCACGAGGAGAUCAAGGAAUUUGUGAAGCAGUACAAAGUGACGUUCCCGCUUUUCGAAAAGCACGACGUGAAUGGUUCGAACGCUCGUCCGACAUUUACGUACUUGAAGGCAAAGCUGCCUGGAACGUUUGGCAACUACAUCAAGUGGAACUUCACGAAGUUUCUGGUGGACCGCAAUGGCCAGCCGUACAAGCGCUACGCACCAACGGACCUCCCGUUGUCGUUUGAGGACGACAUUAAGGAGCUGCUGGCGAAGGCGUCUAAGCCGGAGAAGACGGAAGAAGAUGCCAAGGAGGAGGCAACUGAGGCCGCCAAGUCGGACGAAGAGACGACGAUGGAGAAGCAGGAGGAAGACAAGAAGGCGGAAGUUGCUAUCUCAGAGGUGCCUGUCGCAGGGCAGACUGUCAAGUCGGAAACAAAGGAAGAAGUUGCUGCUGCUGCUAUUCCAGAGGUGACGACUACGGAGGUGGCUGUCAAGUCGGAAGUAGUUGCUAUUCCAGCGGUAGAGACAAAAGAGGAGACCGUCCAGUCGGACAAGAAGGACGAGGUUGUUGCUGCUGUUUCUGAGAUGGCGAUCAAGGACGAGGCCGUCAAGUCUGAAGAAGUUGCUGCUGCCCCGGUGGUGACGACGACUGUGAUGGAGACUGUCACGUCGGAAAGCGUUCCGGUGGUCGCCACGACGACUGUGAUGGAGACUGUCACGUCGGAAAGCGUUCCCGCGGUCGCGACGACGACUGUGAUGGAGACUGUCACGUCGGAAAGCGUUCCGGUGGUUGCGACGACGCUUUAA
Peronospora matthiolae is the source of this 2013-nucleotide messenger RNA. Lineage: Eukaryota; Oomycota; Peronosporomycetes; Peronosporales; Peronosporaceae. The record is from the annotation of a GenBank genome assembly.